This is a messenger RNA of Microthlaspi erraticum, 582 nucleotides long. Lineage: Eukaryota; Viridiplantae; Streptophyta; Magnoliopsida; Brassicales; Brassicaceae. The record is from the annotation of a GenBank genome assembly.
AUGUCUACUAUUUCUCCGGUCUUCUCAUCUAAACCGGGUCUCUUAACCCCUGUCCCAGCUUUCGGAACCGGGUUCACUCCAUGGGAUAUUUCAAACCUCUUCUCGGUCUUCGAUUCCCCAAUGGAUCAAAUACCGGGUUCGGUCCAUGAGUACGUAACCUCUGGUUCAAUAAACCGGACUGGUUCAGACGCUGAUCCCAUUCCCACCGCAAAUACCGAUGAGCGGAGCAAGAAGCGGAAAUUAUCAAACCGGGAAUCGGCUAAACGGUCAAGGGUGAAGAAACAAAAGCACUUGGAGGAGAUGAGUAUCCAGCUAAACCAGCUCAAUAUCGAGAACCGGGAAUUAGUGAACCAGCUUGGGUACGCUUUAUACCAUUGUCAACGAACAAAGAUGGAGAAUGAUCGUCUACGUCUAGAGCACCGUAUCCUCGAAGAGAAGUUGAUGAACAUAAGACAAAUUUUGAUGUUUCUUCAGAUCGAACAGAGCUCAAACUGUGCCAUGUGGUCUUACUCUUACGAUAACAGUACUGUUGUUACGGUCCAACAGGAUCCGUCGAGCAUAACAAAUCAUGUUAUAGUUUGA